Molecule: messenger RNA, 2591 nt
Organism: Hypomesus transpacificus
Lineage: Eukaryota; Metazoa; Chordata; Actinopteri; Osmeriformes; Osmeridae
Gene: cat
Product: catalase
Exons: 13
Coding region: 113-1696 (527 amino acids)
Biological process (GO): response to hydrogen peroxide; hydrogen peroxide catabolic process
Cellular component (GO): mitochondrion; cytoplasm; peroxisome
Molecular function (GO): catalase activity; heme binding
Source: RefSeq, a predicted model, not a curated record
GCAAAGUUCAUCGUCAUUUCUAAGCAGUAAGCAUUGAAACGGACGAUUACCAAACUACAAACGCUUACAUUUUUGUUUUCACGUCUUGCAACCUAGCUAGCUGCUCGUCAAGAUGGCUGAGAAUAGAGAGAAAGCUAAAGAUCAGAUGAAGCUAUGGAAAGAGAGUCGAAACACUCAGAGACCAGACGUACUGACCACAGGAGCUGGGGUUCCCAUUGGAGACAAGCUGAAUGAAUUGACGGCCGGUCCCAGGGGCCCUCUGCUGGUGCAGGAUGUGGUCUUCACCGAUGAGAUGGCCCACUUCGACCGUGAACGCAUUCCUGAGAGGGUGGUGCAUGCCAAAGGGGCAGGAGCCUUCGGGUUCCUGGAAGUGACCCAUGACAUCACCCACUUCUGCAAAGCCAAGGUGUUUGAGCAUGUCGGCAAGACAACACCUAUUGCAAUCCGCUUUUCCACUGUUGCCGGGGAGUCUGGCUCGUCCGACACGGUGCGUGAUCCCCGUGGCUUUGCUGUCAAGUUCUACACCGAAGAAGGCAACUGGGAUCUGACAGGAAACAACACUCCCAUCUUCUUCAUCAGGGAUGCCUUACUGUUUCCAUCCUUCAUCCACUCUCAGAAGCGUAACCCCCAGACCCACCUGAAGGAUCCGGACAUGGUGUGGGACUUCUGGAGCCUGCGGCCUGAGUGCCUCCACCAGGUGUCCUUCCUGUUCAGUGACCGGGGGCUUCCGGACGGCUACCGCCACAUGAACGGCUACGGCUCCCACACCUUCAAGAUGGUGAAUGCUGAAGGCCAUCCUGUCUACUGCAAAUUCCACUUCAAAACUGACCAGGGCAUCAAGAACCUUAAAGGGGAGGAUGCAGACCACCUGGCAGCCACUGACCCAGACUACGCCAUCCGAGAUCUGUACAACGCCAUCGCUACCGGCAACUUCCCGUCCUGGAGCUUCUUCAUCCAGGUCAUGACCUUUGAGCAGGCGGAGCAGUACCAGUUCAACCCUUUUGAUCUGACGAAGGUGUGGUCCCACAAGGACUACCCCUUGAUCCCUGUGGGCCGCAUCGUCCUCAACAGGAACCCAGUCAACUACUUUGCAGAGGUGGAGCAGCUGGCCUUUGACCCUAGCAACAUGCCCCCAGGUGUUGAGGCCAGCCCAGAUAAGAUGCUGCAGGGUCGUCUGUUCUCCUACCCGGACACACACAGACACCGGCUGGGCACCAACUACCUGCAGCUGCCCGUGAACUGCCCCUUCAGGACCCGCGUGGCCAACUACCAGAGAGACGGCCCCAUGUGCAUGUUUGACAACCAGGGUGGUGCUCCUAACUACUACCCCAACAGCUUCAGUGCUCCAGAGACACAGCCCCGCUUUGUGGAGUCCAAGUUUCAGGUGUCGCCUGACGUUGGCCGCUACAACAGCGCAGAUGACGAUAAUGUGACUCAGGUGCGUGCGUUCUUCACCGAGGUUCUGAAGGAGGAUGAGCGGCAGAGGCUGUGUGAGAACAUGGCCGGACACAUCAAAGGAGCCCAGCUCUUCAUCCAGAAACGCUGGAUCCAGAGCCUGAUGGCUGUCCAUUCUGACUAUGGCAACCGUGUCAAGGCCCUGUUAGACAAGUACAACACAGAGGCCAAAAAGGACUCUGGUGUGCGUGUCUACACCCGGGGAGGAGCCUCUGCCAUGGCCGCUUCCUCCAAGAUGUAAUACCUACGUCAACCACCAGGGGUCGCACAUGCAUCCAUCCCAGAGAACUGACCACCUGCUAUCGUGAUCAAGCAGAUCUGGCCACUAACCGUCCAUGAAUGCUUGCUAAUGACAGUGGACAGAGUCAUCUUUUCACAUCAAUUUUCAAAGUUCAUACAGACAAGAUGUCCUUAAUGCAGCAUAAUGGUAGACAGCAAGGAAGCUGUUUUAUUAUCAUGCACAUUUCACAACCACCCAAUUUCAGACAACUGUCCACUGUCUCAAAAUAUAAAUCAGAUCAAUAGAUAGUUUUUUUUUUCCAUGACAUUCAUUGUCCUGGCUCCAGUUCAUGAAUGUUGUUGAUGUAAUUGAUGGGUGCAAACCUGCACCUCUGCUAUGUUUGUCAAACUAUGAGCAAAUGCUACCAGUUCCAAACCAGUGAUCAUUAACAUGUUCCUGAUGGAUGGCACAAUGCUAAGAGACACAAAGCAUCUCAGUUGUUCUGUGAUAGGAACUACCUGCCUCUGCUACAAAACAUAUGUAAUUAUUCUCAACGCCAAAGUAACGCAACAGUGCCUAAUUUAACUACAGCCAUAAACCUUCACUGGAGCAUUUCAGAAGAAGUUUGUAUGGAUACCCAUUCACCAGAAUGACAGACUGAAAUAUAGUAGUUUGGUAAACUUUCACAAAUAGCAGUGUUUAGAUUUAAUGAAAAACACCACUACGUCAGUAUGUCUCUCUCCUUUUUUCCCUCCCCUAGUCAUAGUUAGUCACUAAUGGGCUUGUUUGUUCAAUCUGUACCUGUGAUUUUGAGAAGUAAUCUGUUAUAUUAACAUGAAAUUAUGAACUUCUUCAUAAUUGGAUAUAUCAAAUGAUUGUAUUGCUUGUUUUUUUGUGUGAUAAAGGCCUAACUGCA